Messenger RNA from Scheffersomyces coipomensis, 2046 nucleotides. RefSeq lists its product as uncharacterized. The transcript has a single exon. The record is from RefSeq and is a predicted model, not a curated record. Bases 317 to 1888 code for a protein of 523 amino acids. NCBI's taxonomy places the organism in Eukaryota, Fungi, Ascomycota, Pichiomycetes, Serinales, Debaryomycetaceae.
AGUUUUAGUGGUAAAAUUAUAUUCAGAUUUCAGAAACUCCUGUCUUUUAAAGUUUGUAUAGUAGUCUAGAUUAGAAAAUCUGAAAAUAUACAAGAGCUUACUGGUAGCGUAAGAGGGGUAAGGGUAAAAUAUUGGUCCUCAUUAAUUAAUUUGUGCCCCACCCCCUUAAUUGAAAUGUCGCACAAAUUAUCUAAAUUUAGAUUUAAAGUUUCUAAUUUUACUACCCUCAUUUAGAUAAGAAAUGACUAUUUUAAAACUAUAUUAGAAUCAUUUUUAUGUUAUCCUGAAAUAUUUACAUACAAGAAUCACCUUGAAAAUGAGUGAUAUAGAAAGCAUGGAAGACAGUUUUCUGGACAAUGAUUUAGAAGAAGAUCAACCCCUGACCAAUGAAAGAAACGAACUGAGAAUUAAGUAUCUUAAACAGAUAAAUGAUAUCAAAUACAGACCAACAUUUACUAAUCUCAAAAGGAAUAUUAGUUUAAUUUCUACUAAUCCAAACAUAAGAGAAUUAGUAGAACCAUUUACCGUUCCAUCACUUAUUUCAGAAUUACCUGCGUUAUUAGAGCGUCUAGAGAAAGGGCCAAAUGAUAAGGAUAUUGAUUCGAAAAUGGAUAUUCUAGAAUUAAUUGAAGAGUAUCGUUACAAUUCACUGUAUUUAUCUGAGCUAUUACUCAUUCUAACCCUUAACUUGAUCGUGUCCGAGAAUCAAUUUAAGUCUUUAACGUUUAGAUCUUUUGAUAUGGUUAAAGAAUUUGGAACGGUACUCGAGUUUGCUAAAGAGGGACUUUCAAAGGAGCAUUUGAGGGACUUUAACUAUUUGUGUCUUGUUGGAUGUAGUAGGAUAUUUUUUCAUAUUUCCUAUAAUUCAACUAGAUUAUCUAAUUCUGAUGAUAAAAAUAGUGAUGGUGGUAAUUUUAUGAACAAUGGCAAGGGUGAUAUUAUAUAUUACAAUAUAUCUUUGAGUUCAUUACAUUUAUGUAUUCAUUACCAUGGUUUAAACAUUGAUAAUUGGAAAAAGUUAAAUAAACCUGAUCCCGGUUAUAAACAUAGCAAGGAUGAAGCUCAAAAGGCUCUUUAUUUCAAUAAGAGUGUAGACAAUUUUCAGUUAAUUAGUCAUAAUAAUGAGUCUUUAAAACCUAAGGUGUUAGAAUUGUUUAAGCAAUUAUUCACAUUUGAAAGAUAUUUCCUUCUAUUUUCUUCAGUCCUUUAUAGAUUUUCUAAUUUUAGACAUCAUGGAAAUAUAACUCAUUUGGAAUUGAAUGGUUCAGAUUAUACAUCUAAUCUAAAUCCUACUGCUACAGAUAAUGUUUCACAAAAAUUAUUUCAAUUAUUUCUCAUGUUCGAAAGAAUUGAUAAUUUUUAUGAAGAUGGAACAAAGAGACCAUUUCAAUGCUUCACUUUAGUAUGCAAUGAAAUUCGCCUAAUAGAUUCUGAUGAUGAUUAUGAUGAUGAUUUGAGUUUUUAUAAAGAAUGUUUUCUUAAAUUCCAAAAUAUUACAAGUGGACCAACUAAUUCAAAACUUAUGGUGUUUGACAUCGUGAAGAAUCUAUUGCUUUUCAGGAUAUUAAUGUCCUUAUACAGAAUAGAUGAAGAAGACAUUGUUGAAGAAGAAUAUAUACGGUUGAAUGCUCAUUUACUACGUUAUAUCAAAUCAUCGCCAAGUGGUAAUACAAAGUUAAUGUUUGUAAAUUUUCAAAUUUACACUUACCUAGAGAGAUUUUAUGAUGCAAGUUCAUUGUUUUCUGAUUCAAAUGAAUUUCAUUUACUUUUUGAUGCUUUAUAUGAGUAUUUCCAUGCAGGAGACUUCAUCCAAUUGGCUCAUAGUAAAUUUAAAGAUAGGUAUGAUAAAUUGAAGCAUAAAACCCAAAUAUCAUCACAAGAAGAAUAAAUUAAUAGUAUGAAUGUACAUUUUUGAUUUUAUGUAAAUACUUUUAUAUCUUAAAUAUAUAUGUUUAUUAACUUGAAAUGUCAAACCAUAUCUAUACACAAUAUUUUAAUGAUUAACAGAAAUACAAUUUUUUAUCUAAAUUAUUAUAUUUCCAAAUU